ACACUCGCAAAUGGGAAAAAUCUUCAUGUUGGGAUUGCAAUCUUACAAUCUUAUAAGCUUAGUAAAGUGUAAAUAAACAAAAAAAGUGAAGCAUGACUUUAAAAUCAAGACCGUUAGUGAGCGUUUUACGAAUUGGGUUAAUAAACUAUAAUACCGGUCUACAAUUGCAAAAAAUGUUAAGCAAUCAAUCGAUCGAUCAUCAUCGUUGGGAAUUUCAUAACUAUUUGAUUUUGCAAGAGCAUAAGCCUGUCUAUACGAUCGGUAUAAGAAGGAAAGAUUAUAUCGAAGAAGAUGAGAAACGCCUACGGAAAUUAGGCGCAGAAUUUUAUCGUACUAAUCGAGGUGGCUUAAUAACUUUCCACGGACCUGGGCAAUUGGUUGCUUAUCCCAUCAUACAUUUGCAACAAUUCACACCUAGCAUGCGUUGGUAUGUGUCUGCAUUAGAAGAAUUGAUUAUACGAACGUGUCGAGAAUUAGGAAUAACAGAAGCGACAAGAACUGAACACACAGGCAUUUGGGUAAAAGAUAGGAAAAUAUGCGCAAUUGGUGUGCAUGGUUCGCGUUAUAUUACAACUCACGGUAUUGGCCUAAAUUGUUGCACUAAUCUGAAGUGGUUUGAACACAUUGUACCGUGCGGUAUUGAAGGCAAAGGUGUCACGUCUUUAUCGGAGCAACUUGAUAGGCGGGUGACUGUGGAAGAAUCCAUCGAAGUUUUAUUGAAAAUGUUUGCUGAAGUUUUUCAAUGUCAAUUAUGUGAGGAAAACAACAACACUUAGUUGAAGAAUUUUCUAAUACACCGUCAUUUAAAAUGGGAAGCCAUGAUGAAUACAUGAUUUAUUUUUUAUUGCAUAAAAGCGUAUUAAAAAACAGUUUCAUUUAAAAGUGCCGUUUAAAUCGUUUAAAACGGUCACUAAUUGGCCUUACAAGUACUUGCUCUAUUUGACAGCUUCAUGAAGAUGAAUGUGAGAAAUCGAUGGUGAGAAUCUUGGAAAAGAUCUGCAGCAACGAAAUUCUACGGGGAAGUAAAGAUCCAUAAAAUUUCAGCCGACUUAGAAAACUCGUAUAUAUCCGCGCUGCGGGCAUUUACAGCAAUUUAACUGCAGGACUUUUUCUUCUCAAUCCAUAGACCAAUCUCCAUAUCAAUUCAAACGCAUAAACACACUAUUCCCUUUCCCAAUUAUAUUUUAAUUUUUUUUCUUUUUUUUAAAUGACUGAUCACUAAGGCGAUACAUUCCUUUCGUGGAAGACAGUAACCGUCAAAAAGAGGAUAGGAAAGAGAAAGAAAUGAGGAGGUGGUGUCCGCUGAGUGCGCGGGGUGAUUGGCUUUAUGCGCCUCUACCGACUGAGCACUUAUUAUAAUUACGACCACAGUAAAGUCUACUUAGGCUUUGAAGCCGCGGACAAUGUACUGCUCAGGCUUAUCACGAUAGGCAAGAACGUGUAGAAAACGGUACAGGAAAAAUUUGCGUCGAAAGCGAUUGCUAUAAUUUUUAUAUUCAUGAUCGAUGAGUGAUUACUAAUGUCUAAAUCUAGUCUUUGGUCUGGCAUAACCUCAAUAUUUACCCAAAAACGAUUUCUACGUAUAAUGCGUUUCAAAUUUUUUUUACUUUCGCUAUAUAUUUCUCUCUCUCUUUCUUAUUCCGAAGUUGAAUAAAGUUUCUGUUCAUCUUCGAGUAUAUGAUAUAGAGAUUUAGAUGUGGAUUUCUAGAAUCAAACUUGGCUUGAUAUUCUUUUCGAUUAAACUUUAGUUUUAAAAAUUCAAUAUCUUAAGUAAAUAAAAACUCCUUACCUUACUCUUACAUUAGGAAAGUAUCCGGGAAAUAUAAUAUAGAGUAGAAAUUUUAAUACCUCUCAAUUCUAAA
Messenger RNA from Glossina fuscipes, 1862 nucleotides. RefSeq names its product putative lipoyltransferase 2, mitochondrial (gene Lipt2). NCBI's taxonomy places the organism in Eukaryota, Metazoa, Arthropoda, Insecta, Diptera, Glossinidae. Gene Ontology annotation, cellular component: mitochondrion. Gene Ontology annotation, molecular function: lipoyl(octanoyl) transferase activity. The coding region runs from base 93 to 776 and encodes 227 amino acids. Gene Ontology annotation, biological process: protein lipoylation. The transcript is spliced from 2 exons. The record is from RefSeq and is a predicted model, not a curated record.